Colias croceus (clouded yellow) is the source of this 3450-nucleotide messenger RNA. RefSeq lists its product as uncharacterized. Bases 464 to 2557 code for a protein of 697 amino acids. NCBI's taxonomy places the organism in Eukaryota, Metazoa, Arthropoda, Insecta, Lepidoptera, Pieridae. The record is from RefSeq and is a predicted model, not a curated record. Gene Ontology annotation, molecular function: sequence-specific DNA binding. The transcript has 7 exons.
CGCGAAUUUCAAAGUCAAUAGCGGGUCCACAUGCAUACAAUCUACUGAUCUAAGUUUUUCGCCUUGCUAUUCGCGCGAUUGUGUUAAUGCACCUUUAUAAUAUAUUCUAUUCUGUGGUUGAAGCGUAGACAGACUGACAGAGACAUAAGAGAAAGUGAUAGCUUCCACCGCUCAGAGUUCCACCGCAUUCACACAAGAAAGAAAACAACUUAUGCCCACGUCAUGAUAAGAAACGAAACAACACGAUUCGAUGUUUUGUUUCGCGUUGCGUGCCUGUUUUUUCAAGGCCAGCAAUUAGCAAAGUGCAAACCAGUUUGCUAAACAAAUUUGAAGAAAUUUGUAUCCGUUGCUCUAUUGUUUUUCAAAAUAAAAAGAGUAGUGACUGAGGUGAAGGCGCUAUAACCUUCAGAGUAAGCUGCAGGCAUUGUACAAGACAUUGAAGAAGUGUUUACUCGGAAUAAUAAUGGUUCGUUGUAGCGUUUUGGAGUGUAAAAGUGACAGUGAAAUGAAGCUUCCCGAUUUGUCUUUCCACUCUUUUCCUGUAAACGAUGAUUUACGAAUGCGUUGGAUUGAGGCUACGGGGCGACCAAAUUGGACACCAAAAAAGUUUUCUAAACUUUGUAGCAAACAUUUUGCGGCAAACGACAUUUUUAAAAAAAAGAAAGUGACUGUUCUACAUCCUAAUGCCGUUCCAAUGCUGAAAUCAGAAAAACCUAUUCCUUCCACAAGUUCUCUAGUUGAAGAACCUAUGGAAGUUAAGAAGGAAGAAGAAGAAGACAGUAAUCUAACACAAUUUAAUUCAGAUGCUGAUUUUAAUGUAUCUAAGGAAGCAGAUGAAAUCAAUAUAGUGAAUGUGUAUAAACAUUUCCUUAAAACAUGGCCGCUAAAUGAUUGUAAGCGUAAAAGACGAAUAUGUGAAGAAACCGCAUCUAUACUCAAUACAAGCCUUACUAAGGUGUGGCGUGUUUUGAAGAAGAAGGGUAUCAAUUAUUCCGACGAUUUCCAGAGACCUAACACUCCGAUAGAGCUGGAUGAAGACGAGAUUGAAACCAGUACGUGUAAUGUAAUGCAAGAACCAGCAGAAAAUAACCAAGACGGAACAACUAAAGAACAAGAAACGCAAACAAUCCAAACUUUAUGUCCAAAAAUAUCUGUAAGGACGAAUUUGUUGAACGAACAAAUAGUUGGCAAUGAUUUUUUAACGAAGAAUAACCCGCCAGAAGAUUUAACUGGCGAUGUAACAAGAAAAUUAGAAAUGUUUGAGUAUUACGAGUGUCCGAUGUGCAAUAUAUUGUACCCUAAAUAUAUAAAUGUGGUUGAGCAUCUGCAAUUUUACCACAGUGUAGGUGGAAUAAAUCCAGAAAGCAUUGAGAAAGUCAUUGUACAACAGUGUGUUAUUUGCAAUAAAACCGUGAAAUCGUUACUAUUCCACCAAUGUCUGCAGGGAAACUUAGUUUGUGACGCUAGCACUUAUCACUGUGCGAUAUGCAAAAAGUUUUUUACAACUGUGGAGAUUGAAAAUCAUAUGCAAGUACACGGACAGGCGAAGGAAACUAUGUACUUUCCCAGCUAUAGCGAUUUUCUAUCAUGGAAAGAAUACAUAGAGGCACAAUCGUUGGUGCAAUAUACGAAAGCAGAAGAACACGACAAUAAACAAUAUUACCGCUGCGUAUAUGUGAACGGGAGUAGAGCGCAAAUAUGUCCCGGUUUAAUGAUCGCCCAAGAGUAUGGUAAUGGGAUACACGUUGAUCUCUUCGAAACCCACGAGCUUAUGAAGAAAAAAUACACAUUGCCAGCGAAAUACAAGAAAUAUUAUAUAUCGAAACUGUUCAACCCAGUAGAAGGCUACAACGCUACUAAAGUAAUCAUGGACGGCAACGACCAGUACUUGAAACUCAAAAUAUUGCUAGAGAACAUUGCAGUUGACGCAGCGAAGAUUGACGUGAACAGAUUGAGGGUUUUAAUGAGCAAGGCGCUAGAAAUGGCGUCUGUAUUGACGAGCUACGAUGAAGAAAUAGAAAAUACAGAUAAACAGGACAAUUUUGCGCAAAUACCAAACACGUUGCAGGAUAGUGAUGCGAGUGCAGUGAAAAGACCCAAAUUUGAUACAACCCCGAAAAUAGUGAAUACGUUCUCGUUAGCGAGUGUUCAAAUCGAUAGUGAUAGUGAUAAUGAUAGCGGUACAUCCAGGUCAGUCGAACUUAAAGAUGUUGAAAUGGAGUUGUUUAAAACUAGCACACUGUGUAAAAAUGCCGAACAAUAUAAGUGUAACAGGACUAUCCAAACAGAUAUCUUGAACAGUGACAAUCAAACGGACACAACUAAAGUGACGUUCAAUGAUACUUAUAAGGAUUUUGUUACUAAACAGUUUGAUCGCGACGCACCGUUACCCCAGUACACGAUACGGAGGAAAAAGCCACCUGCAAAAACCAUAUUUGAAUAUAUAAAUCAUGGUAAAAUGUCUGAGAACACGAAUCGUGAUGGAGAUAAUGACGGCUCGAUUGGAAAAGGCACUGUGGGCACAGUAUAUCGAGUAUACAGUACCACAAUUUCGUAAUAAACGCUGAAAAACUAUUUUUGGCGCGCAUUUAAAUUGUUUAUAUUGAGCUAUAAUCGGAAUAGUGGAAAUAUACUUUUCGAACUAUAUUACAAGUCGAAUAAAUCUAUAUAUUAAAAAGUGCGUGUUGGACUCGCGCACGUAGGGUUCCGUACUAUUUUAUAUAGCGGCAACGAAUGUACAUCAUUUGUGGUAAUUUCAACUUUCUAGCUAUCACGGUUUAUGAGAAACAACCUGGAGACAGAUAUACAGACAGUGGAGGCUUAGUAAUAGCACAGACUAGUAAUAGGGUCCCGUGUCCCGAGUUUCGUACCCAAACGGAGUUUGGGUACGAAACUCUAAAAAUGAAUCGCUAAAUGUGUUCAUAAGCAUAAAACUCGAGAACGGCUCGAAAAUUUUGUCAUUUUUUUUAACGUUUUUAUUUAGACACAAAGAAGGAGACACGAAAAAGGGGAAAUGGGACAAAACUGCUGGGGCAUCUAAAGGGGAUUUCAGAUCAUCUGUAACUAAAAAAUACGCCAUAUUGCUAUCACUGUAAAAAUUACCGUUAAUGUUAUUGUAAAAUUUGACAUUAACCUUAACUAUUAUGUAAAAUAUCAUGCAACCAAGACUUUAUUUUUAUUUAGUUAUUGUAAAAUAUAAUAUUUUGUCAUUUAAAAGUUUGAGUUUAUGUUUGUACCUGUUUGUACAAAGACAUAUGAAAUGUUGUUGAUUUUAUUUUUGUAAAUAAUUUACUUAUUCAGUAUUUUUGCUUCAAUAUGCAUAAAAAUUUUAAGUUCUGUAUAAAUUAUUUUUACAUGAUUAGAGCGUUGUUGCGCGCCUUAACCAUGUUCUUGAUAAUUUUAGUAAAUUUUAGUGAUAAGUAGAUAGCAUUAAAGAAUUUAUAAUAUAAA